AUGCGUACCCUGCUCGUUCUCCUAUUGCUGAUUGUUGCUGCCUCAGCAGAUGGUUGCAAGGGUGGUCGCCUCCCCGAAUGCCCCCCGGGGCCAUUAGGGUAUCCAUUUCAACAAGGCGAAAAGGACAACUGGCCCUGGAGGGUGAAUAAAUCCGAUGGGAAAGGCGGCAAGCCGAAGGUCGAAGAUCGUCGCGAAAAA
Molecule: messenger RNA, 198 nt
Organism: Mesorhabditis spiculigera
Lineage: Eukaryota; Metazoa; Nematoda; Chromadorea; Rhabditida; Rhabditidae
Source: the annotation of a GenBank genome assembly